CUGGAUGUCCCUCCAAAAUAGGUGACAAGACGAGAAGAAAACUGUUUAGGGAAGCUGCAAAGAGGCCGCCGACAACAACAUUGGAGGAGCUGCAGGAAUUUCUGGUGGAGGGAAAUACGCACAAGUUGCAUUGCGCGUUUGCACAAAAUCUUCAGCUUUCUUCGAGAAAGCCGCCCACUGGAGUAAGUGAACUUUAUUUGGCGUUAAGAAUAUACCGAAGAAACUUCGUUCAAGAAGAACAGAAUGAGGAGGAGGAAGAUUUCGCCUACAUGGGACCACUUGAGAGCGAGGAAUUCGAAGCAGAGGACACUUGUGAUACUCACCUGAUUGAACAAACUGAGAGAGGAUUCCGUUGUGCCAUCGAUGUGCCAACUGUCCUGUACAAAUACAUCAUUGGGAAAAAGGGUGAAACGCGUAAGCGCCUGGAGUCGGACACAAAGACGUCGAUUAACAUCCCCAAGCAAGGGAUGGAAGGACAGAUAGUCAUCACAGGGCCACACAAAUCUGCGGUCUCCUCCGCCAUCACGAGAAUCGAGGUCCUUGUUGACAAUUUCCGGAAGAAGCAGCCUUUCACGCACUUCUUGUCAUUCCCCCUCAAUGACCCCAAAAUCCAAGAGGGAUUCUUGAGGUUUAAAGACGAUGUCUUGGAGCAAUGUUCACAGGAUCACGGACUAGAUGAAAGCAUCUUUCAGAACCCGGCAAAGCUUCACCUGACUAUCGGCACCCUCACGCUGUUGGACGAGUCGGAAGUGAGGAAAGCUUGCGGGCAUCUCCAGGAGUGUCAAAACUUUAUCAGGGACAUCACUGGAGGGAAGCCGUUGCCUUUACAGGUGGCAAGCAUCGAGUAUAUGAACGACGACCCAGCCAUGGUGGACGUCUUGUACGCUAAAGUCAACGUGACGGAUGGAUCCGAUAAAUUGCAGGUGAUUGCGGAUCGUCUGGUGGAAUAUUUUGUCUCCGUGGGACAGAUGGCAAGAGAGUGGGACAGAGUCAAGCUACACGGCACCGUGAUGAACACCCGGUUCAGAAAAGACACAACAGCGGAAGACGCCAGCGGUUUGUCAAGACAAGGCCCGAACGAACGAGAGGCGUUUGAUGCCAGAAAUCUAUUAAAGACGUUUGGAUCUUAUCAUUUUGGAGAACUGGAUCUGAACCGGGUGUCACUGUCGCAACGAUAUUCAGCCGACUGCACGGGCUACUACGCGUCUGCGGGAAGCAUCAGCUUCUGCUAAGGUAGCCUUGCGGACGGACUGUUCCAAGCAUUGAGUUAUUUGUAUUUCUUUUCUUUCCAGCGUGACACUGAGCCGUCAGACUGCAACGGUGCUCUGAGGGAUUUUGUUCAGCUGGCGAUAGCAGAGGCUGUCAUUUCCCCUUCUGAAAAAAAAUUUGACCUCCUUGUCAGAGGGACUUAAUAUCUAUCUGUGAUUUGGGAGCUCGCGUGGACUUGAUACAGACUAUUUUGAUCUCUGUGUUGGCUUCACCUGAAGUCCCACUUGGAAUUGCCGCGUGACCCAGAUUGAGUCCCAACUUUAGCAUCCAGCUGUCAGUGAUGAGUAUUCUCCGUUAGGACCUCGCCAAUGAAUUUCAACGUCGCCAAAGCACACACGCGCGUGUAAAUUGUCACCUGUGAUAAGAACGGUCGGUCUGGUGCAAGUUCUGAAACCUCUUUUCGCCACACAGAAGUUGCCUUUUUGGAUGUUGGGACCCAUCAGGAAGACGGCGAUGGGUUCAUAUCAAAAGAUGAUUUCACUCAUGCGAUUGAAUUGGAAAAUAGUGCAAUGAUAUCACGACCAGUCAACAUGGAAAUCACAUGUGAAGAAAGAGACAAACAUGUUUAUUAAA
Messenger RNA from Hippocampus zosterae (dwarf seahorse), 1842 nucleotides. It is a transcript of the gene ascc1, whose product is annotated as activating signal cointegrator 1 complex subunit 1. The transcript has 11 exons. The coding region runs from base 270 to 1232 and encodes 320 amino acids. Gene Ontology annotation, cellular component: nucleus. The record is from RefSeq and is a predicted model, not a curated record. Lineage: Eukaryota; Metazoa; Chordata; Actinopteri; Syngnathiformes; Syngnathidae. Gene Ontology annotation, molecular function: RNA binding. Gene Ontology annotation, biological process: regulation of DNA-templated transcription; DNA alkylation repair.